Messenger RNA from Ochlerotatus camptorhynchus, 4050 nucleotides. It is a transcript of the gene dve, whose product is annotated as SATB1_N and homeodomain domain-containing protein dve. The record is from RefSeq and is a predicted model, not a curated record. Bases 1072 to 3768 code for a protein of 898 amino acids. Lineage: Eukaryota; Metazoa; Arthropoda; Insecta; Diptera; Culicidae. The transcript is spliced from 7 exons. Gene Ontology annotation, biological process: chromatin remodeling; regulation of transcription by RNA polymerase II. Gene Ontology annotation, molecular function: DNA-binding transcription factor activity, RNA polymerase II-specific; RNA polymerase II cis-regulatory region sequence-specific DNA binding.
GUGGGUUAUUAGUUGCGCGACAACAUUGAACGUAGUAAGACGCUUAUCGUCGUUCGCUUCGCACCCAAACUAGCGUGCUUCUUCACCUGCUGCUACUGUGGGCCAAUUAGUUGGUGUGUGCGCGCGCGAAGACCCGAGAUCGGAGAUUUUCCCCCUUUCCGCGCGGGUUUGAGCGCAGCGUGUGUGCGUGUGUUAUCAGCUCGGGAGAUUGGGAAGGAUUUUCCGGAACAGGUUAUUCAGUUUCGUCGAUACAGCCGGUUUGGACGGUGCAAUCUCGGUGCUGAGCAGCGCUUCCCGAUCGAACAACCGGUCGCUUUUUGGUGCAAAUCCUGACGAAAACAGUUGAUGAUUAGUUAUUUUUUGUGUUUUGUUUUGUGAAAGACGCAAAAUCAGUGUUGUGCUAAUCUUUGGAAACAGUCGAAAUCAGAAACGCGAAAAACAGCGGCUUAAGUUAAGCCGGCAAUAUAACAUACACGACUUUACGUUGCUUGCCUCUUGUGUCAGCUUCUUUGGGGGCCCGGUGCGGUGUGAUCUUGAAGAAGCGAACUUCCCGCGAAUUCCGUCAGCCCUCCCAGUCAGUGGAGGUAACGAUACUAGAGGAGUGAGAGCAAGCACUCUACACAUAUGUGUCACGCCACGGCCAAGCCGAAACGACGACACACUCGGGGAAGCGGACGCGGUCGAAACAAAACAUGAUAAAUUUGUUUUUGUGUUAAUUUUUAAUCUGAUUAAAGAGAGGGUUAAUUAAUGCAUUUAACAUUAAUUCGCGAGCGCCGUAAGAACGUUCGGACGAGUUCAGUAUCCAAGGUUCAGGGAAGAUGCUAUGGGUGUUUUUUGAAAAGUUGAAUUUAUGGUGAUUGUUUCGGUGGACCUGAGCGAGGGCAGUGGGCAGAUUAUCCCUUCUCCGGUAACAACAUUGAGUGCGAGUGAAGUUUGAUCCCAUGUUUGUGUAACUCUGUAACAGAUGGUGCCAACGACAACCGGUGGGUGGAAGAUAGUGCAAGUGCAUAGGUUAUUGAUAAACGAGAAACUGGUGCAACCGGACAAUUGAAACUAGAACGGCACGGGCGCAUGUUCUUUGGCAUGGAUUUUCAGAGUGCAAUGGAAACCUUCGCCGAAGCAUGGGUCGCUGCAAGCGCUGGAGCACAGCAACAAGCGUUAGCUCUGACACGUCCUAAAUCGCCGAAGAAAGAAUCCUCCGUACCGGUUUCUCCCUCGAAUGGUCGGGAGGUGGAAAUGUCCAGCCCGAAAGUGCAUCUCUCGUCGUCGUCCUCGUCAAACAUUUCGGAUCUUGCAGGUGCCACAGCCGUCGCUGCGGCCGCCGCCGCCGCUGCCGCGGCUCUCAACGCUAGUGAUAAUCUAAACUUGUCCGCCAAUUCUGCGUCCAAUCUGAACGCCAACGGUGGUACCUUAUUGAACAGAAGUACCACCCCACAGCUGCACCAUCAGCACCAUCACCACCACCCUCACCAUCCAACGAUCAGCGUUUCACAGUCGCUGAUGGGAUCGAAUGCCACCCGCUCGCUGACGCCUCGGAUUAGCGUGUCUGCUUCCCUAACGGAAAACGGGGCCGGCUCCGGGGCCAGCAGCAACAACAAUAGCAACAGUAACAUUCCAAACAGCGCUGCCAACAGUGCUGCCGGCAUCCAAGCGCCUCCAAAUCCAGCGAACGGAGCCGCUGACCGAGGGGUAGUGCCCCAAUCGCCGGUGGCGGCCGUUGCAGCCGCAGCCGCCGCCAUGCAAGAUCGGAAGGAUUUCGAUUUCAGCAAAGUCAACGCUAAAUCCUUGCCACUUCAUUGUGUGGUUGAGUCGGUGAGCUCCCUGCAGGCAACGUUGAACUUUGACGCCCGGAGUCCCUGGAAACGGCGACCGAACAUCGAAACCGACAGCUACGUCAUCAUCCCGGCAGCGACGCCAUUCUGCGAUAUCGUCACAACAGCCCUGCAGCGGCUUGGCUAUUCCUCGGAGAUUUCCAACGCAGCCAGAGGAUCAAUCUCCAUCAAGAACUGGAAGGCCCUCUCGUUGGACGCCAUCUCCGAUAAUCCGCUGGUCUCGGUGAACGACAUCCUCGGGGAAUUGACCUCGGUAGUCACGCUCAAGAUCACCAUCCUGCGGAACAAACCCACCCAGCUGGCGGAGAUCAAGGAUAAGCUGCUCAAGUUGCUAAUUCUGCAAUCACAUGCCGUUCUUCGGUCCACCGGCUGCCCUCUGGAUGAGAUCACUCUCUCGCAAAUUUGUCGCAGUCCGCUACAAAACACAUUCCCCUUCACGCCGGAAAUCACCGAUGAAGUCCGUCGAAAGUUCGAUCAAUGGUGGAGCAACCAGCUAGCUCCACAACCCAACCCUAUCGCCCACAAGAUCCUCCCAUUUGCCAAUGCCCAACCGAGCGAGCUGGAUUUUUCCAAUUUCAACAUGCAUGACGCCAGGGCGGAAUCGCUAAUUGAUAGGGCAGCAAAUCCCCACCACAACCUUGUGGUGCAUCCUGCCCUGCAGACGGUUCACUCCCAAUAUCCAAAUCAAAAGACCCGCAUGCGAACUAGCUUCGACCCGGAACUGGAACUACCCAAACUGCAACGAUGGUUCCAGGAGAAUCCUCACCCUUCCAGACAGCAAAUCCAGUCGUACGUCGUUCAAUUAAACUCACUGGAAUCCCGAAGGGGGCGCAAACCUCUGGACGUCAAUAACGUCGUGUACUGGUUCAAAAACGCUAGAGCCGCCCAGAAGCGGGCAGAAAUGCGGCAAGGUAUGAGCAACGGUUACGGGAACCCCAACAUGAUGCUCUCUCAACCGGACUACAUGAAAAGCUCUCCCAGUGCCCCGUCAGAAGACAUCGACAAUCUAUCGCAGGACGAAAUGGACGAUGACCUGGACCGACCAAUGUCUCCACAGCUCCCGCUUUCCCUCACCAUCCACGAACGCAAUCGACCGCUAACCCCUACCGAAGGCACUCCCAUCAAACAGGAAAAUAACCCAACCUGUUCCAGUCCCCCACCUUCCCCACCUCCAUCGAACAACCUCAACUCUAGCAACAAUAACAACAACAACAACAACAAUCCCAACGAAUCGGCCAACGACUCCACCAGCCAAAACGAGGCACCAAAAUCAAACUAUUCGAACGAACGUUCCAGCUCCCCUCAGCGAUCGCGCUCACCAGUUUCCGAAGAUCUGGACAUGGACGAACCCGAAGGUUCCACCAUCGACGAUUACCGUUCGCCAUCGCCCGAUUCAAAACGUAAUCUCCCCUUCCCGAUCAACAAUCCCAUGUUCUCGCACUCGAUCAUGUACAUGAGCCACUACAUACCGGCCAUGCAGGCCAAUGCAGCUGGCAUGCAUCUGAAGAACGAUCUUAGCCCCACCAAUCAUGCCGCCCUGGGGCAGGGAGGCCUGAAUCUGUCGUUCAACAGUGAUGAACGGCGGAAACGGAACAGGACUUUUAUCGAUCCGGUCACCGAGGUACCGAAGCUGGAACAGUGGUUCUCGAUGAACACCCACCCGUCGCAUAAUUUGAUCCUGAAGUACACGGAGGACCUGAACCGGAUGCCGUAUCGCCAAAAGUUCCCCCGCCUGGAGAGCAAGAACGUCCAAUUCUGGUUCAAAAAUCGCCGAGCCAAAUGCAAACGCCUAAAGAUGUCGCUCUACGAUCCGGCUCAGCUCGCCAACCUGGGAGAGCAGGCUCACCUAGCAAAUUUGCACGACAGCUCUCACCUGGCUCAACUGCACGAGGCAUCCCAAAUGCAUCAGUUUCAUCACGGUGGCGAUCGGGAAUAGCUCCCGCUCCGCUACUACUAGAGCCAACCGGUAGCACAGCUUCCUUUCAUUGAAAAUAGUUUCAACCAAGUGAUAUAACAUACUAUCGACAAUUCGUAAUGUAGGGUUCCCGCAUCCUGGAAUCACGGUAACUUUCUCUCACACCCACAUUCGCUGUAGAAGUUUUCGCUCAAUAGUUGUAAGUAGAGUUCUAACAGAUUCGAUAAAUCGAAGUCCUAGAUAAAACUAUAAAUGAAUACCAAAGAACGAAGGAUUUCUCCUGUAUUUUUUAUUAGAAAAAUG